Drosophila ficusphila is the source of this 1493-nucleotide messenger RNA. It is a transcript of the gene Hpf1, whose product is annotated as histone PARylation factor 1-like. Bases 80 to 1435 code for a protein of 451 amino acids. Gene Ontology annotation, biological process: DNA damage response; regulation of protein ADP-ribosylation. The transcript has a single exon. NCBI's taxonomy places the organism in Eukaryota, Metazoa, Arthropoda, Insecta, Diptera, Drosophilidae. Gene Ontology annotation, cellular component: nucleus. The record is from RefSeq and is a predicted model, not a curated record. Gene Ontology annotation, molecular function: histone binding; poly-ADP-D-ribose binding.
AUGCCUGCGCUACUGAAAACUUGUUAUUCUUGUUAGUUGUAUCGCACAUAUCGCGAAGUUGUUUAUUUUAAAUUUGGGAAUGCCAAAGGAGGAUUGCAAAUACUGGGACAAAUGCUAUCAGCGUAAUGCUGCUCAUUUGUCCAAAUAUAAUCAUCCAGAAAAGCUAGACGAGAAACGUGGAGACGGCGCAGAGAGCAAAAAAGUGGCGCCAAAAAGAAGUGCAUCCUCGCAACCAAAAGAAAAAGAAAAAGAAAAAGAUUUGCUCUCGCAGCCAGAGGAAAAGAUUGAGCCAAACACAAGCUGCUCGAGCGCAGAAAUGGAGCACAAGGAAGAACCCAAGGGAAGCUAUGAGUCCGAAACAGCGGAGCUUCACAAGGAGGCCAUGAGCAACAUAUCCGGGAAGAACUACAUGGAAAUCCUAGAGAAGCGCAUACGCCUGUCCGUGCAAAAAGAGUACGACAAUCUCUGCGAAUCCAACGAGUUUAUCAGGCACAAAUUCCUUGUCGAAAUGCCUUUGGACUUUUACGAGUUUUGGAAAUUUGUUACUGGCCUAAAAAGCGAUCCUUCGAAGCCUAAGGAUGCAAUCUUAGAGCACCUCGACAAAGUAUUCCAGUUGCAGUUGGUAGGUCCCUUUGAAUUUCUGGCCGGCAGAUUCCAUGGAGCAAAACUGGGUGAACCAGGGGACUACCUGCGGCACUGGCGUUUUUACUACGAUCCACCCGAGUUUCAGACGAUCUUUGUGCGUCGAGGUACAGGGAUUCACUAUGGAUACUGGCGAGAUGUGCCGCAGGACAAGGAGAACCUAUUGAUUGCCCGAAGCGACACUGCCAAGGGCUGCGAGAUUAAGUUUGUGGCUGGAAAUGCGUUCGACGCGUUCCUCUACUUCCUGGAACACGACUUUGUGCCCACUCCCUUCUCAGCCGGACAGUUGGCAGGAACUAAAAAAGCAGUACCAAAAUACUUGAGUGACAAUUCCCUUGAGCUGGCCCAGCUGGACCGACUGCAGCGAGAGCGCAAUAAACGAGUGGUGGCCAAGACAUUUCACCGGGCCGGGAUAGUGGUGCCUUUCGAUCGGAAGACGCAGCUUGGCUAUCGUCCACUGCCCGUCAGCGACGCCGAGCUCAAUAAGAUGUUGGCCAUGCUGGAGCAUAAGGACAUCGAUAACGGAGCUGCCAAACAGGCAGUGCUGGAGAAACUGCAGCCGUUGGCCAAUGCAGCAAAUAUAGCCUUAGAUGAAUCGGACUUUGGCAGCGCCCUGGAACUGGGAAUUGAUUUGUUUAGCAGUGGGCACAAGGAGCUGCACAUGCUGGCCUCCUCUUUGCUGGUCCCUGCCUACUCGAUGCUUUCUCGGCCACAAUUCAUCGCCAUCGCCAAGGCGCAUAUGGAGCAGCGCCGACGCGAGGUGAAUCUCAGCAUUUUUGAAGUACUGAAGUAAUUUGUUUUUUAUUCCGCAACCGCAACAUUUUUACAAAAUUAAAUCUAGAAAGAACACA